Molecule: messenger RNA, 1901 nt
Organism: Ictidomys tridecemlineatus (thirteen-lined ground squirrel)
Lineage: Eukaryota; Metazoa; Chordata; Mammalia; Rodentia; Sciuridae
Product: melanoma-associated antigen 10
Biological process (GO): negative regulation of transcription by RNA polymerase II
Cellular component (GO): nucleus
Source: RefSeq, a predicted model, not a curated record
ACCUGGGGAUUCUGAGGGGCGUGGCCUCAGGCCAACAGAGGGAGGAGCCCUAGUCCUGGCCAAUCAUCAUAGGGGAGCCCCCCCCCAAUCACACAUAAAAUAGGCCUCAGCCCCUCCUUCUCCCCUUGUUUGCUCCUGGGAGGCUCCAGGCAGUGUCGCUGCUCAGAAGGGGCGUCACAUGAGGCGUCUGAGGGAGGGGUGCCAGGACCUGGGAAGUGAAGAUUUCAGUCUGCAAUAUAAGGAUCUUAGGCAUAGGCCUACCAGAAAGACAGCAAACCUGUGAGGCUCUCUGACAUCACUAAAGAAAUCUGCUUGUGGGAUCCCAUCACAACACUCCUGCUCUCACUCCAACCUACUGCUUCCAGCAGGAGGAAUCAUCAUGCCUCCCUCUCCUAAGCGUCCACGCCUCACCUCUGAGCAAGACUUCCAAGACCUGAAUGAAGCAGAAGAGUUGAUUGUGCAGGCUCCUGCAGCUGAGCAAGAGGAUACCUCAUCCAUUUCAUCUUCUUUUCACUUUUCCUUCCCCUCCACCUCCUCUUCCUCCUCUCCCUCCUCUCUCUCUUGUUCCUUUUCUAUGAUCCCAGGCACCAUGGAAGAAAAGGAGGUGUCUACUGAUGCAAUUUUGAGUACUCCCCAGAGUCCUCAGAGUUCCUCUUCUUCCUCCACUUCAUACACCAAGGUAGAAGUAGAAUCCAGCAGCCAAGAAGUUGAGGGUAGUGAAUCUCCCCUUAGAGAUGUGCUAGACAAGAAAGUGGGUGAGUUAGUACAGUUUGUCCUCUUCAAGUAUAAAUCCAAGGAGCUCACCACAAAGGCAGAAAUACUAAAAAUUAUCAUCAAGGAAUAUAAAGACCACUUUCCUAUGAUUUUAAGGAAAGUUUGUAAGUUCAUGGAGCUAGUCUUUGGCAUUGCUGUGACAGAAGUGGACCCUAACAACCACAUUUAUAUCAUAUAUGACACACUAGACCUCACCUAUCAUGGAAUGCUGAAUGAUGACCAGGGCAUGCCUAAGACUGGUCUCCUGAUACUUAUCCUGAGUACGAUCUUUAUGGAGGGCAGCUGCACCACUGAGGAGAAAAUCUGGGAGGUACUGAAGGCAAUUGAGGUGUAUGCUGGAAAGGAGCAUUUCAUCUAUGGGGACACUAGAAAGCUCAUUACCAAAGAGUGGGUGCAAAAAAAAUAUUUGGAAUACCAUCAGGUGCCCAAUAGUGAUCCUGUAUGCUAUGAGUUCAAGUGGGGUUCAAGAGCCCAUACUGAAACCAAUAAGAAAAAAAUUCUGGAGUUUUUGACCAAGCUAAAAGAUACCAUCCCUGGUUCCUUUCCAACCUGGUACAAAGAGGCUCUGAGAGUUGUGGGAGAGCCUAGGCAGUAACUGAUGGUGCAGGUGAUGCUGCGGCUAUGACAGUGCAAGCUGUAGUAUCAUGUGCAACAACUUCUCCUGCCUGAAUGAAAUCUGAGGCAGAUUUUUCAGACUUAAGGACAGUAAAGGUUCUGAGUUCCGAAGGGCCGUGGUGGAGCUGGAGGGAAGGCAGUGUUCUUUGUGUUCUUGGUUUAUAUGUGUGAUGUCAAGGUUUAUCUUUUUGGGAGAGUGUAUUUUUCAAAUAAUUUUCCUUUAAUAGCAUAUUUAAUUAGCUUUUGAAUCUUAGUUUAGGGGUAUUAUUCAUGAAUUUAUUAUUUUUUUCUUGCUCAAAAGUAAUAAUUUGGUGUAUUAGAAAAACAAAUUGAGAAAUCUUUCAUCUUAUUUGUGUGACCUGGAAUAGGAUAAUAUGGCACUGGAACAGGAAUUUUCUUAAAAAUGUAAGUGACCUUAUCAAUAAUACUGGAAAUAUGUAAAACAUAGUGUUUGCAUUCUCUAUCCCUUUUAGUUCAUUGUUCUGUUAAAUUAAAGAUAUAUACCUGGAUAU